CACCGAUGCUGCCUUGGUCUACCGGAAGGAAGAGAAGAAGACGGGGAGAUGAAGAUAAAAUUAUUAAAAUGCGAUGAAUUCUUUCUGUUUCGCUUCCAUGUCGGUGUUCAUCGGUGCCAUGUGCGCGUUAACGAGGUUCACAGAAAUCCUUCUGCUCAGCAUUUUGGUUUUCAGCGUGAUCACAGUGAGCGGCCAGGAGCGGAUCAAGGCCCAGGUCGGAGACUCGGUCCUGCUGCCUUGUGUUUACGACAAAGGGCUGGUCCCAGACACCGCCGACGUCUUCUGGAGAGACAACAACAACAGCGUGGUGCUGGAAAUCAUCAAAAAGAAGCCCGACCUGACGGGCCAGAAUAAUAAAUAUAAAAACCGCGUGACCAGCUUUGAGUCCGAGUACGGCCGAGGGAACUUCUCCAUCCAGAUGACGAACCUACAGCUGGACGACAGCAGCUCCUACGAGUGUCACAUCAUCAAGGUGGACUUCAUCCAGAAGCUGGUCCUCACCGUGUCAGAGCGGCGUGUGGGGGCAGCAGACAGUACAUCUCCAGGAGCAGCAGGUGGCGCUGUGGCAACAUCAACAUGCUUCCUCAGGACUCUACUUCCUGUCUGUCUCUGUCUGAUUCUCAGCGCUCUUCCCUGAAACAGAAGUGUGUGUUUAUACUAGUGUUUUAUUUAUUUCCAGCACUGCUGCUCUGAAUGUUUAAAUAGUUACACUAAUAAGCUAACUGCACUCCCUCUAUCAGGAUAAAACCAAAAACAUCACUGAAUAUUGUCUUGCUAAGUGGAAAGACUCCAUGUCUAUUUAGAAAUGUUUAUGUUUUCAUUAUUUAUAUAUUUUUUUAAAGAAAUAACCCGUUUUUGUAAGAGGAUAAUAAACUUUGAUUUGAUUCCAUAAAAACAUCUAACCAUAUUAAACCUGGCUGAUAUCAAAACAAUAAAAGAAGACGAGCUAGACCACCAAUAUCAGGCAAUUUCUCACUUUUCACCGAUUCCUCCAGCCUCUCCAAAUAUUGACAAUACAUUUGUGCAGAUCAGUCAACACACAGGAGUUUGCCUGAAACUCUAAAUAUAAUCAAUAACUCUCCCAUUAAGUCUAUAUAUUAGCCUCUUAUCAGUAUAAGCUGCAGAGUCUGCUAUAAGCUUUAGCUCAACAUAACAGCUGACUUUUAAGAGCCGGGAAAUAUGAAGAAGCCGCCAUGUCCCUAUCCUGCUGAAGUACAUCUGCUCUAAGCUCUGAUGAAUUAUGGGAAAUGGAGUGAAGUUGUUGAAGGAUAAAAUAAAAAGAAAUGUUAAUAUUC
Cheilinus undulatus (humphead wrasse) is the source of this 1295-nucleotide messenger RNA. RefSeq names its product ICOS ligand-like. The record is from RefSeq and is a predicted model, not a curated record. Bases 74 to 637 code for a protein of 187 amino acids. NCBI's taxonomy places the organism in Eukaryota, Metazoa, Chordata, Actinopteri, Labriformes, Labridae. Gene Ontology annotation, biological process: immune response; negative regulation of T cell proliferation; cell surface receptor signaling pathway. Gene Ontology annotation, cellular component: external side of plasma membrane. The transcript has 4 exons.